AUGAAGUUGACAAUCUUCCUCAUAGUGACACUCUUCACUGGUGUCUUGGCUGCUCCCCUGUCUAAGACCGCCAUCGUUCGAGAUGAGACACUUGUGCCUCGCCGUCUACCGGACUAUGCUACACCUCGCAUAGGCGUCACUGCCAUUUCUUCUAGCAAAGCGCCCAAGUCACACAUCGAGCGCUCAAUCAGCCGCAAGGGUUUGAGCUUGGUCAGCUUGGUAGACCGUGUUGCUGGGAAGAUCGAGACCAAGUGUAAUGAUAUCAGAGAUGUUAUAGAGGCAACGAAGGAUGACACAUUGUCGAAAGACGAGGCUGUGCAUGAAAUCGUUCGCAAGAUGAACAGCAUCAGAGCAACACUCUCCCGAACAGUCUCUACUAUGGACAGGACUCCAACUCUUGAUCUCUCCCGAGACGAUAGUAAAACUCUCCUCAAUCAUGUCUACAUCAUGACAGAGGAGCUGCACAACACAGUCAAAGACUCCGUCACCACACUAGGAGGAAUAGGAGCUCGCUCCAUGUCUCGAGCAACUCACAUGCUCGCAGAUGUCCUCAGCAACAUCGUCACCAUCAACCCAGAUACCGCCUCAGACAUGUAUCGCAAGCUGAGCCCCGUAUUCUCAGACAUGGUCCCUACAAAUGAAGAGGACCUCCAAGUCUUUAUCAUGAGCUCAGUGACGGAGUUUCUGUCAUCCAUCAAGCCUGAUGAUCUUGACUCAGAUACUGCAUGCAGCUCUGGAGAUUGUUUCAACAGUCCAAAUGAAGACUUGAAACGAAGGGGUUGA
Messenger RNA from Fusarium odoratissimum NRRL 54006, 783 nucleotides. RefSeq lists its product as uncharacterized. The transcript has 2 exons. The record is from RefSeq and is a predicted model, not a curated record. The coding region runs from base 1 to 783 and encodes 260 amino acids. NCBI's taxonomy places the organism in Eukaryota, Fungi, Ascomycota, Sordariomycetes, Hypocreales, Nectriaceae.